Onychomys torridus (southern grasshopper mouse) is the source of this 4030-nucleotide messenger RNA. RefSeq names its product KN motif and ankyrin repeat domains 2 (gene Kank2). Gene Ontology annotation, molecular function: protein binding. The record is from RefSeq and is a predicted model, not a curated record. Gene Ontology annotation, biological process: negative regulation of G1/S transition of mitotic cell cycle; negative regulation of cell population proliferation; negative regulation of actin filament polymerization. The transcript is spliced from 12 exons. Bases 301 to 2859 code for a protein of 852 amino acids. Gene Ontology annotation, cellular component: cytoplasm. Lineage: Eukaryota; Metazoa; Chordata; Mammalia; Rodentia; Cricetidae.
UCCCCAGGAAGUAUUUUGAACCAGCUUCCUGUUGCUGGAGGGACUGAGAUUCCAGACAGAUGCAGAGCCAAUUUCUCCUACAGUUGGUGACUGUGCAUUCCAGGUGUUCAAGCCAGCAAAGCAAAGGGCAGAACCGUGGAGAGACACAGACUAGAGGGACUGAGAGACAGAGGGAAACUAAGCAAGAGGGAGAGAGCAUCCAGACCUGCCUUCAUGCCCAGCAGGUCAGCCUCAGCUAGUGCUGCAGGCAGUGUGACUCACAGCUCGCCGGGUGGCACCUGAGGAGCAACAGCAGAGAGGAUGGCCCAGGUCCUGCAUGUGCCUGCCCCGUUCCCAGGGACUCCUGGCCAGGCCUCGCCAGCAACCUUCCCCAGCAAAGAGCCAGACCCACCGUACUCUGUGGAGACGCCCUACGGCUACCGCCUGGACCUGGACUUUCUUAAGUACGUGGAUGACAUUGAGAAGGGCCACACACUGCGCAGGGUGCCCGUGCAGCGCCGGCCGCGCCUGGGCUCCCUGCCGCGGGGCCCGGGCUCCUGGUGGACGUCCACGGAGUCGCUGUGCUCGGACGCCAGCGGGGACAGCCGGCACUCGGCCUACUCCUACUGUGGCCGUGGCUUCUACCCACAGUACGGGGCCCUGGAGACCCGUGGCAGCUCCAACCCACGUGUGGAGCGCACGCUGCUGGACGCCCGGCGCCGUCUGGAGGACCAGGCGGCCGCCCCGUCGGGUGGCCUGGGUUCCCUGACACCCAGCGCCGCGGGCUCCACCAGCUCCCUGGCAGGCGUGGGCCUGCUGCCGCCCACGCCUCGCAGCUCCGGCCUGUCCACCCCGGUGCCACCCAGUGCAGGUCACCUGGCCCACGUGCGCGAGCAGAUGGCCGCGGCCCUGCGCAAGCUGCGCCAGCUGGAGGAGCAGGUCAAGCUGAUCCCCGUGCUCCAGGUCAAGCUGUCGGUGCUCCAGGAGGAGAAGAGACAGCUCACGGUGCAACUCAAGAGCCAGAAGUUUCUAGGCCACCCCUCAGGGACACGGGGCCGGAGUGAGCUCUGCUUGGACCUUCCGGAGCCCCUCGAGGACCCUGCUGCGCUAGAGACCCGCUCUGUGGGCACCUGGGUCCGGGAGCGGGACUUGGGCAUUCCGGAUGGUGAAGCUGCCCUGUUGUCUAAAGUGGCCGUGUUGGAGACCCAGCUCAAAAAAGCGCUGCAGGAGCUGCGCGCGGCUCAGACCCAGCAGGCCGACCUCCCGCCCCAGGCCUGGCCACCGCCAGACACCCCGCUCCGUGUGGACACCGUGCGAGUGGUGGAGGGUCCUCGGGAAGUGGAGGUGGCGGCCAGCACGGCAGCGGGGGCCCCUGCACAGCGAGCCCAGAGUCUGGAACCCUAUGGAGCAGGGCUGAAGGCCCUGACCACAUCUGGGGGCGCCGAAAACGUCGUUGUGUUCCGCAGCCAUGAGGUGGUGGAAACCAUGUGCCCGCUGCCCACGGCCACCACCAGCCACGGGCACACGGCCAAGAAGAUCAGUAUUACAGAACGGAGUUGCAGUGGUGUGGCCAGGACGGCAGGUGGUCCACAGUCUCCUGCAGAGUCCUCCUCCACUUCACACCCUGCUGCCGUUUCUACGGAACAGUCUGAGGAUCCUGACCAGGCGGCUGCCCCGGACACCACCGACAGGGAGCCCACCAGGCCAGCAGCGUCCCAGGAGACGCAAGUGGCUGAGGGAGCAGGCAGGGUCUCUGUGGGAGUGCAGUCUACCCUGAAGAGGAAAGAGGACCCUGCAGACCCUGGAGUCCACCAGAGGAGCCUCCAGUUUGUGGGGGUGAAUGGCGGGUAUGAGUCCUCUUCAGAAGACUCCAGCACAGCAGAAAACUCAGAACACGAGAGCACAGAGAAUGAAGCUCCAGAGCCACCGGCGAGGGUCCCGAGCACGGCUGAAUGCCCUCAGCUCCGGCCUCCCGGGACUGCAGCAGCCAAGGCCGGUCUGGAAGAGAGCCGACUCCCCCAGGAAGCUCAGCGGGUGCCCGCAGCUGAGGCGGCAUCAGGACCCAACUCUGAGGACGAAAUUCGGAUGGAUCUGAGCCCUGAUCUCAUAUCAGCCUGCUUGGCUCUGGAGAAAUACUUGGAGAACCCCAAUGCUCUCACUGAGCGAGAACUGAAAGUGGCCUAUACCACGGUACUUCAGGAAUGGCUCCGCCUGGCCUGCCGCAGUGACGCACACCCUGAACUUGUGCGGCGACAUCUGGUCACCUUCAGGGCCAUGUCUGCCCGGCUGCUGGACUAUGUGGUCAACAUCGCCGACAGUAACGGCAACACCGCGCUACACUACUCUGUCUCACAUGCCAACUUCCCUGUGGUGCGGCAGUUGCUGGACAGCGGUGUCUGUCAGGUGGACAAGCUGAACCGUGCUGGCUACAGCCCCAUCAUGCUUACUGCUCUGGCCACCCUGAAGACCCAGGAUGACAUUGAGACCAUCCUGCAGCUCUUCCGGCUUGGGAAUGUGAACGCCAAAGCCAGCCAGGCAGGACAGACGGCCCUGAUGCUGGCAGUCAGCCAUGGACGGGUGGAUGUGGUCAAAGCUCUGUUGGCCUGCGAGGUGGAUGUCAACAUUCAGGAUGAGGACGGCUCCACAGCCCUAAUGUGUGCAUGUGAACACGGACACAAGGAGAUCACUGGGCUCCUGCUGGCUGUGCCUAACUGUGACAUCUCGCUCACCGACCGAGACGGGAGCACCGCACUGAUGGUGGCCCUGGACGCAGGGCGGAGCGAGAUCGCAUCUAUGCUGUACUCACACAUGAACAUCCAGUGCUCGUUCGCUCCCAUGUCAGACUACGAGAGCCCGGUAUCAUCCUCAGCUGAAGAGUAAACACGGAGAGGCCGGUGACUCCCCAAGGACCGCCAGCCACACAGGCAAACCGUCCCCCCUCAUCCCUUCCUGCCCCGCACUUCCUCAGCCUUCCUCUCCAAGGCAGAGCCCUCCACUUCUCGGGGGAGUCCUGACAUCUACAGACUCCAGCUCCACGGGGCCUUUCCCAGCACCCGAGGUUCAAAGCCAAGAGCCAAGCUACAUUCUCCUCCAGUUGGCGCCAGCUGCUGCCACCCGGGUGUGGGUUCUUGUGAAGAGCGUGGGGAACAAUCAGCCGGCAAUUGUGGGAGGAGGGGGGGGGGGCUAGAGGGAAAUACUGUAUUUUUGAGUCAUUGUUAGGGGAAGGGAGGGGUCAGAAUUUGGGUUGCUAAAUUCGAAUGUCGCUGGAAUGUUAGUCUCCUUGUCCAGAUUUCACUACGGCAGGUCUCCACAAGGCCUGCUCUAUGCCCUUUGUUGCCUGAUUUCAUUGUUUAGUGUAUAAUAGGGUUCUGUCCACCACCCGCCACCCCCAGACAGCUUUCUUGGGGGCCAGGGGUGUCUCUUGGGAUUGCCUCACAGAACAAGGUCUGUCGUCCUUGAGCCGUCUGUCCCCAGGUGGAAAGCAGGGUCUUCGUUUGUCUUUUUCUUUUCACUAUCUGCCACUGACCCUGUCUCCCCACCACACACACACAUUCAGGUUGGGGUGCUUCAUCUCUCUGCAGUUCAGGUCCUGGUGGGCCCUGGGACUUGGAAAUGACCAACUUACAAGGAGAAAGGAUACAGACCCACCCAUUCCCCACAGGGAGAGCUCAGGACGCAAGAAUGUUCCUAGAAAAACUCCCAGACCUACAGACCAAAGAGAAAGGCCAUGUCAGAGUCUCCCAGCAUUGGAGCCCAGAACUGCUCUCCUCAAAGGGGAGUCAACAGGGGAUGUGAUACUGACCAAGUACAGACACCGCGCGCGUUCCAAAGCCCAUGUGUUCCUGAUUAGGUACUGGCUGGCCUCAGAACACACCCAGAACUAGCUUAAAGUGACAGGCUUUGCUGAAACCCAAAAGGCCAGAUGGGGGGUUCAGUGUUUGUGUGUGUGUUUUUAAAGGCCUAGAGCACCGAUGGUGACGGGCACAGAUAGCCUGCACUUUUCUCUUAGUGGACUCCCCCCCCCCCCCCGCCCUCCCCCAUCCCCAGAAUC